Messenger RNA from Tricharina praecox, 1618 nucleotides. Its product is annotated as major facilitator superfamily domain-containing protein. Gene Ontology annotation, biological process: transmembrane transport. Gene Ontology annotation, molecular function: transmembrane transporter activity. The coding region runs from base 1 to 1539 and encodes 512 amino acids. The transcript has 7 exons. NCBI's taxonomy places the organism in Eukaryota, Fungi, Ascomycota, Pezizomycetes, Pezizales, Pyronemataceae. Gene Ontology annotation, cellular component: membrane. The record is from RefSeq and is a predicted model, not a curated record.
AUGACGUCCCACAUGACGACCUUCACCUCGGAUGGCCUCGAGCUCGAGAAGAUGGUGAUAACCAUCUCGCACGUUCAAGACGUAGAGCUCGAGAGCGCAAGCCGACGUCGCGGCUUCUCACCAGAAGCAACCAAAAAGCUGAUCCGGAAAAUGGACUGGAACAUUGUCCCAUUCUUGGCCCUUCUAUACCUGCAAGUUUUCGCGGCCCCCCCUCCCUCACUUUCGUUCUUGGAUCGCUCCAAUAUCGGCAACGCCCGCCUGGCUGGUCUCGAGAAGGACCUGGGUAUGCAUGGACUGGAGUAUAACAUCGCACUGGCGGUCUUCUUUCCGUUCUACGUGCUUGCGGAGGUGCCCUCCAACAUGAUGAUGAAGCGGACGCGGCCAUCUUUAUGGAUAAGCAUUAUCAUGAUCGCCUGGGGAGUCUGUAUGACCCUGAUGGGCCUCGUCAAGAACUACAAAGGUCUUCUCAUCUCGCGCAUGGCCCUAGGCUUUGCCGAGGGAGGCCUUUUCCCCGGCGUAACGUUCUACAUCACGCUGUGGUAUGCGCGCCAUGAGUGUGGGCUUCGCAUGGCACUCUUCUUCUCCGCCGCUACGAUGGCAGGUGCCUUUGGUGGGCUGCUGGCACGCGGUAUCGUGGAGAUGGAUGGCCUCGGCGGAUUGAACGGCUGGGCGUGGAUCUUUAUCCUCGAGGGUCUGGCGACCAUCAUUGCCGCCGCUGUGGCUUACUUCAUGAUCAACGACUAUCCGCAGACCGCAAAGUUCUUGACAUCGGACGAGAAGGCCGAGGUCCAGAGACGGCUGAAGGCUGAUCGCUCGUCCCUGGCCGACGAGUUCGAUCUCCGGUACUUCUUCGAUGCCGUCAAGGACUGGAAGAUAUACGUGUACAUGGUCAUCGCCAUUGGCGUCUACACACCUCUCUACUCCUUCUCGCUCUUCCUCCCGACCAUCGUCAAGAACAUGGGGUACACGGACAGCACCUCGCAGCUAAUGACCGUGCCGCCCUACAUCGUGGCCUGCAUGUUCACGAUUGGGAUCGGGUAUCUCGCGGACCUGCACCGACAGCGGGGGGUAUGCAUGGCGCUCAGCAGCGUUCUCGGCUCCAUCGGCUUCCUUUUCCUCCUCUCCUCACCGCGCCCGCAGAUCCAAUACUGCGGCACCUUCUUCGCCGCCUGCGGCGUCUACCCGUGCAUCCCCAUGAUCACGGCAUGGACGGGUAACAAUAUCGGCGGGUCGACGAAGCGCGGCGUCGCCAUCGCCAUGCAGGUCGGCUUUGGAAACCUCGGCGGCGUGGUCGCGGCGUUCUCGUAUCGAUACACCGACGCGCCUAGGUAUGUCUCUGGGCAUGCGCUGCUCGUUGGGACGUGUCUCCUGAGUGCCGCGGGGUCCGCGUGCUUGAGUGUCUACCUUAGACGAGAGAAUAGGCGGAGGGAUGCGGUCAUGCGGGAAAAUAAUAGGUCCGUGGAAGGCCUCACAGAGCACGAGAUGGAGGAGGAGAGGGGUAGGGGUGAUUAUGCGUCGUUCUUCCGCUAUACCGUCUAAUCGGCCGUCGGGAGAAGGGAGCUGUCGGGCUUCACCCUUCUUCCAGACGUAUCGGGCUUUUGUUUUGUUUCAAGUGGUG